Messenger RNA from Salpingoeca rosetta, 6180 nucleotides. RefSeq lists its product as uncharacterized. Bases 1 to 6180 code for a protein of 2059 amino acids. Gene Ontology annotation, biological process: lipid metabolic process. The transcript is spliced from 13 exons. The record is from RefSeq and is a predicted model, not a curated record. Gene Ontology annotation, molecular function: GTP binding. Lineage: Eukaryota; Choanoflagellata; Craspedida; Salpingoecidae.
AUGAGCCGUUGUGACGACAGUGCUUCGGCGCUCUCCGCUGGCUGGGCUUUGGUGGCGAAGCAGCUGCUGCUGUUGCCCACGACCCAGGACAUGGCUCGCCAGGACACCUUUGUGAACCGGAGGUGGAAGUUCACGAGUCCGGCCGCACCUAGCGUGUCGACGAAAGAGUGUGCCCGGGCGUUCUUCAACCUGAUGCUGACCUGUCGACAGCUGUACCACGACCUGCCCUGGGCCAUGCCCAAAUGGUGCUUCGUCGACCUGUUUGGAACUGGACUGGAACACGCCCUCACGACCUGGGUCGACACGUUCCAAGCCGGCCUGCUCCCGCCACCCUUGCCUCGCGGCGACGAUGGUGCGGCGUCUUCGACACUCGCGACUGAAGAACUCUGGCUCGAGAACCGGUUCCUCGUGUACUGCUGGCUCGGAGCAACGUGGAACGGCCAAUGCGGCUUCUUGCGCGACAGGCUCCAAGCGUCUGCCGCUCACACCUCAGGCUUCUGGCACGAGUUUGGCAACUACGGCCGCGUCUGGUACAGCAGUUUAGACGACCUCCAGUCCUGGAACGAAUGCGCGCAGCUGGGCAACCUGAGCGACCUGGGCGAGGGGGCUGGACUGGAUGAGGAGGGUGUGGAUAUUGUGAAGAGAGAGGAGGAGGUGGGUGUAGUGGUGGGGGAGAAGGUGGAGGAAAUAGCUGAGGAGAUGGAGGAAGAAGUGGUGGAGGAGACAGGUGAGGAAGAAGUGGUGGAGGAGACAGGUGAGGAAGAAGUGGUGGGUGUGACGGUACAGCAGCAACAACAACAACAACAACAACAACAACAACAAGAACAACAACAACAACAACAACAACAACAACAACAACAACAACAACAACAACAACAACAGCCACAACCCGCCGUGUUCUUUGCCAGUGUCAAGUUCAGCAGCCAAGCAGACGCAGACCGCUUCAGUGAGCUCCGAUCCACAGUGUUGGGUGGUGCACGUGCAGAGAGGGUGGCCAUCACGACAUUCAUGCCCCUGGCCUCCUUGACGGUGUGUAAUGCAAGCGUGCUCGUCUUGAACACAAACUCCCUCGGGUCGGAGAGCGUCACCUUCCGCGACGUUGGACACGUCCGCUGGAUCGACCUCUCAUACGAGCGGCCCACGCUGCAAGGCGAGGUGUCCAACGUCGGCGGCAUCAGCUUCCUCGGCAUCAACAGACUCAGCGACCUGAGCGUGUUUGCCGGCGUCCCGGACCUGCGGAUCGCCUCAUCCCGGCACGUGGACCUGACGCCGCUCGCGGGCUUGAGGAAGCUCGUGCUGGGCGGGGGCAACGUGGACUGCGAGGCCGUGCUGGCAGAGGCAGAGGAGGGCGUGUUCCUCAACUUUGUGCCGCUGGGCAUCGACACGCUGCACGCGAAGCGGGUUGGCCUGUCCAACAUACGAAGCGACACGCCGGCUCGCAUGCAGUUCCCCAACGCCACCCACUUUGAGCUGCGACACGGCGCCCUGGAUGACGACGUGGAGUUUGUGCUGCCGCCACGCGUCGACACGAUUGUGCUUCGCAGCACCGGCAUGCCAAACCCAAAGAUCCCGCAGUUUGAGCACGCGCGGGUGCUGGAUCUCGACUGGCGUGGCAAGGUCAACCUGUCUGACGUGGCACACCGCGUGGACAAGCUGGUGAUCCGCAACCCACGCAUGCUGCACACCAGUGCAGACGACACUUUGGGUGGCCUGCUGCCAGUGCCAGACACCGUGCACGUGUGCCUGGAGAAAUUCCACAUCACCACGCCCGCCCUCGACGUGCCAGCGUGCGUGAAAGAGCUGUCUGCGGGCGCCGGCAAAACGGCCCGCGAAAACGUGUCUGGGCCGUGCCUGGCCAAUGUCCCGCUGCUGUCACUCAGCAACUACCGCCUGUGUGAUGUGGGCGCCCUGCGUGCGCGGCGGCAGCUUCACCUGGCGGACGUCGUGCUUGAUGGCGAGAUCAGCGACUGCAACCACGUGUCGCUUCGCCGCUGUCACGGCACCGUCGCCUUCAGCGGCACCACGUGGCUGUACGUGCAUGAGGGUAUGGUGAUGCCAAGCGGUGAUGAUGACAGCGGUGAUGAGGACGGUGGUGGUGACGACGACAUGCUGGGGUUUGGUCUUGGCACCCUGAACUUUGAGGGCUUGUUGUGGAUUGGGCGUGUGCGUGACGUGUCCACGUGCCACCUGCACUCGUGCAACAUCAUGGACUUUUCCUGCUUCCGCAACGUCCAGCGUCUCAUCGUGGAAGAGUGCACGUUCGAUGACCCGAGCGCACUGCCGGCGGUCGGCUGCCUCGUGGUCCGCAACUGUACCAGCGUCGACGACGAGUGGGCGUGGCCAGAUGUGGUGCUGGUGAACCGAACGCCAGACGACAUGAUGGCCGUGCUUAUGGGCGGCAGGGUGGAGAAGACCCUCAUCCCACCUCCAUUUGUCCUUCAGUUCUCCCACAUCGCUGCAGCCUUACUCAAGCCCGAUGUCGAGGUGGUUGUGUCCGACCUUUAUGCUGCUGUUGCCACCUUUGGCCUCGUCGAAGCAGAACAGAGCGAAGGCGGCGGUCACUAUGUUUCGUUUCUUCGUCAAGGAUCACAGCUCUUUCAAGCUGGUGUUCGCCCCGGCCAUCACCUCGUUGCCAUCGUGAUACAAGGCGUUGCACAAGUUGUACUCACGGGAGCGCACCCAAGAGUCGAAAGAGGCAUCACACCGUCGCAACUCAUGGAGCAGUUUCAGUCUCAUCCCCAGAGGCUGAGAGGCCUUGACGCAACCCUGGUGUUUAGGCCAAGCCCACAGCUACUUCCGAGUAUCAUUCACCGUCGAGAUGACGACAUGUGCCUACUCUUGGCCGAAUGCCUCAACAAUGGAGGCGGCAACGAAGACGUUGCGAUUCGGCGUCAUGUGCAGAAGGCACUAGGUUCUCGGAAUGGGUACCACCAACUGAAACAGAUUGCUUUCACAGCAAACGCAGCAAGCAGCCACCACUUCAUUGUCGCGAUUGGCGACGACGACGCACUCAACGGCGAAAGCACGACGCCGGUGUACAUCUGCUUUCAAAACACCCAAACCCUGCAACACGUCAUGACUGACAUGAAGGCCCUUGCCAGACCCCCAAUGCGAGAUGCCAUCGAAGGAAAUGUGCACCUUGGGUUUUUGGAAGUGGCAGAGACGAUUCCUAUUGAGCCCUUUCUCAACCUGCUGCGUGACACCAAGGCGAACAAGCGACACCGCUUGGUGUUUUGCGGCCACUCUCUCGGCGGUGCACUUGCUCAGCUGGUGGCACUCCGUGUUCUUCUUCGCUGCGAUGAGCUUUGCAUUCGCCAGAACGUGCACGUUGCCGCCUUUGGCGCCCCUCUCGUCGGCGACGACAAGUUUGCUGCCCAGUUUGAGAAGCAGUUCGGGCAUACACACGUGGCGCGGAAGAACUGCCGGUUCUAUGUGAACAAGGCGGACAUUGUUCCUCGCGUGCUCGUGCUGCUCACACGCGCAUUUGAAGGCGGGUCAAAGUCCAUGGAGCGACAGCGCUUGACCGAGGCGAUUCUCAAACAAACCUUCCAGCCCAAGUUACAAAUGCGCUUACCCGGGUUGAUGUCCAUGCUGCCUGGGCCAUCGGACUCCAACUUAUGGUCCAAGCUUGCUUCCUGUCUUCAGGCCCUAGCCAGGACAAGCAUCCAGUGCAACUACUCUGCUUUUGGCACGUACCUGAUUCGCCAAGGCGAAGACUGGGUUCCACACACCGAACCAGAAAGCAUUCGUGAGGCGCUCUUCAAGAGCACGUCGCUACGGAACCUCAACGCAGGGCUUCUGCAGUACCACAUGCUCAUGCAUUACCAACAAGGCUGUCAGCUCACGAACCGGCGCGCCUGGUAUCCGCAACAGGGCGAAGCGCUGCCGAGCCUGAAGGUCGACAACCCCGACUUCUCUGCGCCUCAGAAGAUGGAAUUUCAGCCUCUUCAUUCCAGCAUAACCUCGACACCCAGUCACCAGCAGCACCACCUUGCUUUUACAGGCAAGGGGUUUGCAUUUGUGACACACGUAACGAGCUCCCUUGACGAAUUUGGGCGUCAGUUCUUCCCCUUGUACCUCGAGCAUUGCCAGAGGCUGGAAGUCACAAUCACAUGCAAGAAGGAGCUUGCGCGUUCGGUUUUUGAGGUUCGGUUCCACACAAUAUUCAGCACCCGGCCAACCACUAUCAUGGUGGAUGUCACACAGCUCUCCGACCUGCCCAUGUCUGGAAAGCUGUCUGCAGUCGCAAAACUUCCACGCGACGAGGUCAUAAAUCAGGCUGUCUUACUGACGCUGUUCUCGCACGAUCAGAUGCAGCAAGAGAAGGUGCUUGACAUUCUCACGCAGCUGGAGUCUGGUGCCAUUUCCUCGCCUGCCGAGCGGUGGCUGUCCAAAAAUGCAAGCGCUGUUGCCUCUGAAGAGGUGCUUAUGUCUUCAGUGGCGUCGGAGCAGUCCAAAAAUCAAGCAACAACAGGGGAGGCAAUCCCGGCCACGGCAGCACACACUCCGGGUGAAAGCCAGGACAGGACUCCUGCGGAACCUGCUCGAAGUACGCUCCAGACCUUUGUGGCCGACCAUCUCAGAACAGCGCUCAACGCAGUGCUGCAGAACGCUCGUACAGACAAGGCAACGAAAGAAGACGCCCCCAGCAAGAUCCACCGCUACCGUGACGUUCCACAGGCCUUUCAAUCGGAUGCUGCGCUGACCGCUCAUGAAGCCGUGAAACUCACCGCCCAAUCAACGCGAAAAGUACUUGCCCGCACCGGUUUCCCCGACAUUGCUGUGCGAUCGGGGUUGACCGCGAUGGUAGCGGCUUCUUUCGUGGCUGCUGGUAUUGGCCUUGUCGCUCUUGGGUCCGUUGGCACAGCAUCUCUAGUCGUGAUCGAACCAAGUUUCCUGCUCCAGGGAGUUGGCGCAGCUACAGCUCUGUGCAGCAGUGGGGUGCUGUACACGAUUAAGCGGAACCAGAUUGAAUACCAAAAGAAUGUCCAGCUUAUGCUACGACUGCUGACACUCGACGCGGAGGACGUUCCCAGCGAACCAAUGUACUUCGCUGAGAAGGCCAUUGUGACCAAGGGUAUUGCGCAAAAGAUGAAGGCGGUCGUUGGUCAUCCCUUUGAGCCAGCUGACCUCGUCACAGAUGACUUUGUUCUGAAGUACUUCUCCAAAGUUCGGUCAGGGGGGCCCUUGUACGACAUCAGUGACGACGCCACUGCACGCAAACGGGCGCUCAUGUUUCUCCGUGACGUUUGGCUGAUUUAUCGCCUCAGGACCAUUCUCGCAGACACGUUCAUGUUUGGCAUCGUGGGGACGACAAAGACGGGCAAGAGCACGCUUCUGUCCCGCCUCAACUUCAAGGCCGUUGCAGACUCUGCCAUCAACACCAUGCGCAUUCAAUUCCACAAGUGGCCACAGGUCAAGCACAUUGUGUUUGUGGAUUUCCCCGGCAACGACGAUGUCAAUCACGCGGUCCGCGACGCGUUUUCUUCCCAUUACUCCAUCUUGGACGCUUGUAUUUUCGUGGUUGAGGCGGACAAGUCCAACACCAUGCGUGUCCAGGAAACCUUCCUCAUGGCGCUCAAACACGACAUUCCGGUAUUGCUGUGUUUCAACAAAGCUGAUCUUCUUCUCGUGCACACACAAGAAGACAAUGACGAUCGGGAUGGCACCACGCUUUUGCCAGACGAUGCGAGGCGUCAGGCGUGCACAUCGGCUGCUGAGCACAGUGAUUAUGAUGAUGAUGAUGGUGCCGCUGAUUAUGGUGAUGGUGGUGACGAUGAGGACGAUGGGUUCGAUGGCUACGAUGACUUUCUUGUUCUUGGCCCAUCGACACCCCUUCGUUCCGAGGCCGAGUUGCAGCAGAUAAUGCAAAAGCGGCUUGAUGCCCUUCUAGGCGACGGCGGCGCCAAGAUGUCUCCCAGUAGCAGCAAGGGGAUGCACAGCGUCGAAACGCACUCCUCAUCCGAGCAAGUCAGGAAGUUUGACACGUGCUUCACGUGCUUCACGCGCGAGUUGUCUCGUGCUGUCGAGCCGCAAGACCUACAAGAGCGCGGCAUCCUCACACCCGUGGAAGUGUUGAAGCGGUGGCUCUUCCCCACGCUGAAGCGUUGCAAUGUGCCCUUUCGUCAAUCCGAACACAAGGCUGUGCUCGAAUCCCUGAGGCGGAGGCCUAAACCAUAG